Molecule: messenger RNA, 615 nt
Organism: Punctularia strigosozonata HHB-11173 SS5
Lineage: Eukaryota; Fungi; Basidiomycota; Agaricomycetes; Corticiales; Punctulariaceae
Exons: 1
Coding region: 1-615 (204 amino acids)
Biological process (GO): double-strand break repair via homologous recombination
Cellular component (GO): cytoplasm; chromosome
Molecular function (GO): four-way junction helicase activity; ATP binding; nucleic acid binding
Source: RefSeq, a predicted model, not a curated record
AUGGUCAGGAAGGAGAUGCAGAUGCUCUACGGGAAGGAAGCAAAUCUCCGAUCUACAGGUCAAUGCGAGGCCAUUUACGAGAUGCUUCUGCGCCACAACGACAUGCAGGUCGUCCUGGGAACAGGCGCUGGCAAGACCACACCGGUAAUAAUUGCUGGCCUUCUGGACCAGGCUACCACCGUCUUGGCUGUUCCGCUGAAGGUCUUAAUGGAGGAUGCGGUGUGUAAGCUGCAACGGGCAGGCAUUGAGCACCAUGUCUGGAGGGAAGGACAAAUCCCCUCCUCUGCCCGAGUCGUCAUAGUCAGCUACGAUCACAUCGGAUCAGCGUCCUGGAAGGAGGCCAUCACCAGCCAUCACUUUGGCUCCCCCUAUCCGGUCACUUGCUUCAUGUUGGACGAAGCUCACUCCAGGUUCAUGCAGAUCAGUUUCCGACUGUCCAUGGAGAAUGUGUGGAAAGCAAGGAUGUUCAAUGCUCAGCUCAUAACACUUACAGCUACCCUACCCCCGGCAGCAGAGGAUAGGCUCACCAAACUCCUAUCCACGGCCCAGCUAGGGGUUGAGCCUCAAUUCCGCCCAUCUCAGACUGGUGGACUACCACCUACAAAUGUAGCAUAG